GAGGGAGGUGUCAUAAAUGAAGAGAGAGUAUUAAGGAACCAGUGCAGGAAAGUUCUGAUCACUUAUAGAAACUCAGAACAUCAGUUGGACAAACUAUAGCAACUACUAACUAACUAGUGGGUUGGAGUAACUAGUCAGGAUGAAAACCCACUUGGUUGUGUCUUGCUGUCUGCUCUCUGCAGUGUGUUUUCUGGAGGCAGAGAUGAUCUCAGUUGAGGGGACAGAGGGCAGCGAUGUCUCCUUCACAUGUUCCCAUGGUAACGCCUGGAGCAACAACAAAUACCUCUGCAGGGAACCAUGCACGGACGACCAAGACAUCAUAGUGACUGUUACAGCAGGUGGAACAGCAAAGGAGGGUAGAAUCUCUCUGAAGGACUCAGGAUCUGGAGACUUCACUGUGACCUUCUCUCAGCUGCAGAAGGCUGACUCAGGGAGGUACUGGUGUGGAGUGGAGAGAAAUGCAGCUGUGGACACUUUUUACGAGGUGCAGCUAACAGUUCUGAACGUUCCACCUGGACCCUCUGGUGUAAGGCCCAAAACAACUGUCUCUACAACAUCUCCUCACCUCCCUACGACAUCAUCUAACCUUGCUACAACAUCUCCUAACCUCCCUGCAACAUCAUCUAACCUCCCUGCAACAUCUCUGACCACUAAGGACCUGACAGUGCUCUUGUGUGUGUGUCCUGCUGGUCCAGUGCUCCUGUGUGUGUGUGUGUCAGGGCUGCUACUGCUGGGAAUGAUCUUGCUGUUAAACUACCUCUGGAAGAGACACAAUAUAUCACCCGAUCCACAUCUCACCAUGACCCCAACCCCAGACCCCACCUACCAACACCUCAACCCUGUCUCCAUGGAUACAGAGCCCACCUACCAACACCUCAACACGAUCACCAUGGAUACAGACCCCACCUACCAACACCUCAACACGAUCACCAUGGAUACAGAGCCCACCUACCAACACCUCAACCCCGUCACCAUAGAUACAGACCCCAUCUACCAACACCUCAACCCUGUCAUCAAGGAUACCUGAGCCACAGUGUCUGAAACCCAGACAAAACUGUCUAAAACACAAAUGCUUCAUAACUGGUCUGUUCUGGGUUCUAUGAAAAUUUAACCAUUGAACUAUUUGUAUGUUGGAUUAAAGUAA
This is a messenger RNA of Hypomesus transpacificus, 1144 nucleotides long. Its product is annotated as CMRF35-like molecule 6. Gene Ontology annotation, cellular component: plasma membrane. Gene Ontology annotation, molecular function: transmembrane signaling receptor activity. Lineage: Eukaryota; Metazoa; Chordata; Actinopteri; Osmeriformes; Osmeridae. The record is from RefSeq and is a predicted model, not a curated record. The transcript has 5 exons. The coding region runs from base 140 to 1027 and encodes 295 amino acids.